CCCCCGUGCCUCUCGCGCGGAACGCGGGCACCUUCUCGUUCGCGCAUCGAAGCAUGGCCAUGCGGCGCAGCUGAUGUGCGAGGUGGAUGUGGUGAAGAAGAUCUCUGAGAUGGAGCAGAAAGCUCAAGUGUGGCAGGGGGAUUUGGAUCAAGAACUUCACAGGCUCAACCGCCAAUUGAACGAGCAGACGUCGCAGGUUGAAACUCUGAAGCGGCAUUUGGAUCAGAAGAAGAGGAACGGCUCCGACGGGUCCAGCGAGGAGCGCGGCUUCGAGGAUGCCAGGGCUGCACAGCUGCGGGAGAGGGAGGAGUUGCUGCAAGCGAAGGAGAAACAGCUGCGGGAGAGGGAGGAGUUGCUGCAAGCAAAGGAGAAACAGCUUUUGGAACGUGAGCAGACUCUGCAAAGGGAGAAGAAGCUCUUGCACGAACGGGAGCAGUCCUUCAUCGCCAAGGAGAGGACAUGGACGAUACGAGAGCAGCUCUCGACGCACUCGUUGCGCAGCACCCGUCCUCGUCACCGGGGCGUCAUGGCACUCGGGAACCGUGGAAUAGACUUCUGA
This is a messenger RNA of Durusdinium trenchii, 559 nucleotides long. NCBI's taxonomy places the organism in Eukaryota, Dinophyceae, Suessiales, Symbiodiniaceae. The record is from the annotation of a GenBank genome assembly.